Molecule: messenger RNA, 1307 nt
Organism: Alexandromys fortis (reed vole)
Lineage: Eukaryota; Metazoa; Chordata; Mammalia; Rodentia; Cricetidae
Product: serine/threonine-protein phosphatase 2A 65 kDa regulatory subunit A alpha isoform-like
Exons: 2
Coding region: 69-476 (135 amino acids)
Biological process (GO): chromosome segregation; protein dephosphorylation
Cellular component (GO): protein phosphatase type 2A complex; cytoplasm
Molecular function (GO): protein binding; protein phosphatase regulator activity
Source: RefSeq, a predicted model, not a curated record
CAAGAUCUUAAGCCCAGGCCUCGACCCAUCCCAGGUACUUCCGGAACCUGUGCUCAGACGACACCCCCAUGGUGCGGCGGGCCGCAGCCUCCAAGCUGGGGGAUUUUGCCAAGGUCCUGGAACUGGACAAUGUCAAGAGUGAGAUCAUUCCCAUGUUCUCUAACCUGGCCUCUGACGAGCAGGACUCGGUGCGGCUGCUGGCAGUGGAGGCAUGUGUGAACAUUGCCCAGCUUCUACCUCAGGAGGACCUGGAGGCCUUAGUGAUGCCCACCUUGCGCCAGGCUGCUGAAGAUAAGUCCUGGCGUGUCCGCUACAUGGUGGCUGACAAGUUCACAGAGGUAGGUUGGUAUGGUUCACAGGAGGGUACACUGAGAUUCUCUGAGGGGAGGAGUGAGCCAUAUGUGGGAGCUGGCACCACAGUCCUCAGUUUUAAUAAACAUUCCAUUGAUCUCACAGAACCAACCCUGGAUGCAUGAAUGGCAACUGAGAGUGCAAAGAUAAAAAUGAUUCUGAAGCCAAGUUCUAACUCUGUGAAAGCAUAUUCCCUGACCUCAAAACUUCCUUAAGAUACAGUCCAAGAGUUAGUUGUCAGAGUAAUGCCACAAACUAGACAGAACAGGGACAAGAUCAAAAUUUCCUUACCUGACAGCAUGCCUCCACCCCUCAUUGCUGAGAGUUGAUCCUAGAGCUUGGCCCAUUUGACCCAUGCUAGGCAAGUGCUCUACUGCUAUGCUCUAAUUCCAGGCCCAUAGUUAUUAGCAGUGCCUUUGGUGGAGGUCCUGCAGUCAAUGAAUUACACACAUACAUUGCCUUCAAGGAGCAAGCUAAAGGUCAGCCUCAAUAGAAAGUGCUGAUGGAAUGUGCUAUUCUCUGUGCCUCAUGGCAUUGAGAGGAGGAGGUCGUGCUCCAGCUGGUUGUGAGGAUAAGGAAGUGGCAUCUAGAUAGGAGCUGUAUUCCAACAAGACAGCCUGUGCAGAGGUGAGAGACAGAAUGAGCAAGGAUCCUGGGAUUCAGCGAGAGAUGGGACAGAGUGAUGGACAAGAGCUCUCCCUUAUGAUGAUUACUGGGGUCUGCUGGAAGGCUCAGCCCUAAGGACUGUUUUUGUGGGCACAGUGAAGUUGUUUAACUCUUGGCCGUGUAAGAAGUCUGUGUGCCUGAAGGGCUUAGUACCAUAGUAAAAGCAAGAGAGUCAGUCUCCUGCUCCUUCCUCUCAGAGGGAAGCAGGCUUACGCUAGGCCUUGGAAGAUGGGACCCUUGUGCUAUGGAAAUGACAGUCUGCCCAGGGCCAACUGCAAACAUGUUCUUAA